Messenger RNA from Alternaria alternata, 1324 nucleotides. RefSeq lists its product as hypothetical. The transcript has 2 exons. The coding region runs from base 275 to 1168 and encodes 297 amino acids. NCBI's taxonomy places the organism in Eukaryota, Fungi, Ascomycota, Dothideomycetes, Pleosporales, Pleosporaceae. The record is from RefSeq and is a predicted model, not a curated record.
CUGGUCCACGCUUUACGACUGACAUCUGACAUAUCUUUUCUGUGUAGUUGUCACGGACAGCCGGAGUAGUUGUAAAGCCGAUUUGAUGUAGAGGGUUCCUGGGGGAUGGCUGCCUGAUGACGAGGGCGGCCGUAUGCCUGGCACUAUCACGAAACCGGAUACUGACUGCAUGUGUGAAGAAACAUAAAGAGAUGGCCUACGAUGAGUUUGCGAGAGUUAUUGGGAAGUGCCAAUACCACUGAAGUUAUUCUAAGAACAUACAAGCAGCGCAACCAUGACCGAAGCCGCCCCAGUACAAGAUUCGGCUCAGGAAGAGCGCAGUUCUGUGCAGCAGAUUCUCGAGACCAAAGAAUAUGAAAAGAAUCCCGAGUUACUACCAUGGUACACCAAAGAGCUUGAGGAGCCAAGUCCUGCGACAAGAAACAUUUUUGAGAAGUAUAGCAAGAUACCACCGGGGGACGUAGUCACUCAUAUUAAACGUGUGAGAGAUGACGCAUUUACGGUUUUCCCGUAUCCUUGCCUGGGAAACUGGGGCUUCUUGAAUUUCUCCAUUGGGGUGAACCCCGCCUACCAGGAAGUUCUCAGUCGGAUCAAGAGCGGGGAGAAAUUCCUCGAUCUGGGGUGUUGUAUGGGCCAGGAUAUCCGCAAGUUGGUUCAUGAUGGCGCCCCCUCAGAGCAUAUGUAUGCAUCCGAUCUCAAGAAGAACUUCUGGGGGAUUGGUUAUGAUAUGUUCUUGGACAAGUCAACCCUGCAGACGCAAUUUGUGGAAGCCGACAUCUUCGACACCGACUCGGCGCUGAAGCAGAUGGAUGGGAAGAUGGACGUGAUCAACGCCGCGUCCUUCUUUCACCUGUUCGACUGGGACCAACAGGUGAAGGCAGCCAAGCGUGCUGUUCAGUUGUUGAAGCCAGUAUCUGGAAGCCUUAUUGUUGGACGACAGGGCGGCAAGCCUGAAGCUGGCAGUUUCGCACAUGUCAUGAAGGAGAUGACUGCUUUUUGGCACAAUCCUGAGUCGUGGGCGAAGAUGUGGAAGCAGGUUGGAGAUGAGACUGGAACAGAUUGGGAGGUUCAAGCUGUACUUGGCGAGGAAGAUCUAUCAAAGAGGAUGAAGACUAGUCUGGUGCCUGCUGGUACGAGAUUCAUGACUUUUACUAUUCGUAGAGUGUAGAAGACUAGUCGGACGAAUACAUUGGCUGGCAUAGCAUCGUGGCAGCCAGAUGCGGAUGCGGAGCAGCAGCCAAUGAGCGUCGCUUAGGGUCCGAGCAAGGAAGCCAAACUCAAUCUGGCUUCAUCACCACCAUUGCAUCUUCAAUCUAGAAGCCAU